Molecule: messenger RNA, 2289 nt
Organism: Amoebophrya sp. A25
Lineage: Eukaryota; Dinophyceae; Syndiniales; Amoebophryaceae
Source: the annotation of a GenBank genome assembly
UAUGAUUCACGAGCGAGUUGGCUAUGGUUAUUCCUGCUAGGUUAGACCAAGGUUAUGAUAAAAUCUUUGUGCGAAUGCCAAAGUAAAAAAAAAGGAUUAGAUUCAAGGCACAACAAUAUUCGCAUAGACAGGGAAAAAUGGCGUGUGUACUUCCGCUUUUCCUUUUUGCUACAGAGGAAGCGGACACAAUGUCACCUCCUCAGCGGCAGAGCAUCGGCUCAUCAGUGAUCAUCGUUGCGCAGUGUGCGGUCAACCUUUGGAUUUGGUCUGUCUGGACCUGGAGGUAAGGACCCAUUUUGUUCGCAUCAGGUGUAUGGUCAGCAAGGAAGCGCAGGCUAGAUGUUGUAUUUUGCGAUUUUCAUCUCUUCGUAGAACUGUAAGGUAGACACUAUUAAAAAAUUACUUAUGUACGUUCCAGGGCUCAGGGCUGAAGGCCCCCCCCCGAUCUAACUUUUUGAGGGGGGGGCCUCCCAGCCCCGGACCCUCUUUUCGAGGGGCUGCCGGGCGGGAAGGCCUCAAAGCACCCACUUCGGACCCCUUCCCGCUCGUUGCAUGUACCCUACAGACCUGGCAAAGGUGGCAAAGGCUGGGCCCUCUUGUCGUGUUGCCUGUGCCCUACAGACCUGGCAAAGAUGGCAAGGCUGGCGCCCUCUGGCGUGUUGCAGGUACCCGACAGAGCUGGCAGAGGAGGCAAGGCGGGACCCACCCCCUUGGCGUGCUGCAUGUACCCAACAGACCUGGCAAAGGUGGACCCCUCUGGCGUGGUCCACCGAAGAUCCAUCCCCACAGGGGGGGGCCUCCCUCCCUGGUACAUAUAUAAGUAAGUUGUACGCUAAAUGAUCAUAGAGACGCGAUCUCUAGUAUGCAGUACCACCUUCAGCCCCAUCUCAGGUUUUCGAUGGCAACGUCAUUUCGAGGACGGGGGUCUACAUCACUGCUCGGAGAAUUCGACGCAUACGGGUAUUCAUUGGACACUAUGAAGGCAGUCGGCUUGGUCAAGCUCUCAUGCGCGACGUUGCUUUUAUGAAAUUUUGUUGGUGAAGUUGCUUCACUAAAAUGAUGUCCGAAAGCUAAGUAAUGCCUUAUUCAUCUUUAUUUAUAUAGCGACUUCGUAACAGAACCACCUGCGCAUGUACCAGCGGCAACGUGUAGGCUUUUGCUCUAAUCCAUGCAGUGGCAAUGAUGCUUCCAGAGAUUCCUUACUUGGUGUAUGUGAGCAGCGGUGGUCUCCUAGUGCUGAUGCUUGUUGCUAUCGUCAGCCAUAUUCGAGUGGGUGAUCCGUGGACGCGAAACAUUCCGGCGGUUUGCAUGGCACUACUCAGUCUAUUAACGCUCAUGGGUAGUGCAGCAGGGUGCGUGACUGAAGCGCCUGAUUCGAGUGCGUUUGACCUACCACCAGUGUUUGGGGCACUGGCAGGCGAACACGGCCGCCUACUAGUGGGUGUAUUCAUUCUCGUGUGCGACUUUCUAAUGUGGUACCAAGCGAAAAAUUCAGGCACAUACAAGCAGGUGCCUGCCUCCCCGGACAACCCCUUCUUCGCGCUAGUGGAGGGAAAGUGACCUACUGAUAAUUUUCGGCAGGGGACUAGCAAAGGAGUACAGAAUUGCUUUGAGUUGCUCAUGUUGAGGUUCAAUCUAAUCUGAAUGUGUAGUUUUUCUCGUCGCAGUGAAGAUGCGCUUACCAUCCGUCUUUAGGGUUCACAUGGUUACUUUAUGCAGCAGAGGUGAGUAGAAGCUCUACUGCCAUCUAACUACCUAACCCAUACUACGCUCGCUACGCAGCCUUCAGUGGGAGCUUCUUCUCUUAGCUCACCUGGAAGAAGGUGCCUCGUUUUAGAAGGUUUUGCGCCUCUCCUUAGCGUAAAUUUGUCCUGCUUCUCAGUGACAGCCAAGAUAUUUUUGGAUUGAAGCCCCCAAAGCAACCUGAGCCUGAUCCUUGUAAGCAGAUGGAUCCUGUAUUGACUGUCUGGAUGGAUCACGACCGACAAAGCCAUAACGCGCCAUUCUAUUCGUGGUCUGUCUCUACGGAGCUCCACUACCUGUUUAUGAGCAUCCUCAUCUUGCGUCGUUGGCCACUUCAGCCCUGGACACCCUUUUUAAUUUUUCUGUGAAGUAAGAGGUCAAGAGAACACUUUCAGCCGGUGCCUUUGACUCACUGCGAGAAACCCACAUGAAAGAUAUGAGUUACGCAUGAACUGAGACUAGAAAAAAAAACGGAAAGAAUUAAGUCAGAGGUCCUUUUGCGCACGAGCCUCUCCUGUGUGGGCAUAUUCGCGGUGUUGUGUUUCC